Molecule: messenger RNA, 4942 nt
Organism: Acanthaster planci (crown-of-thorns starfish)
Lineage: Eukaryota; Metazoa; Echinodermata; Asteroidea; Valvatida; Acanthasteridae
Gene: yap1
Product: Yes1 associated transcriptional regulator
Biological process (GO): hippo signaling; positive regulation of transcription by RNA polymerase II
Cellular component (GO): nucleus; cytoplasm
Molecular function (GO): transcription coactivator activity; protein binding
Source: RefSeq, a predicted model, not a curated record
CAUCGAUACGCAAUGCGGAGUGGAGGGAGUCGUACUGGCCAAGGUGAACGUGUACGUGCGUAGAGGGUCGGGGAGAGAUAGUAUCAAUCUGCACAACUAGAACUAGAACUGUAGAAGCGUGAGUGGCAGUACACGGUGUGUGGUAUAUAUAUCGACAACUACUGGAGACCUAUGCAAUCUCGUCGCCAUUUGUAGGUUCAAACUACAUUUUCUUGCCUCUUGAAAUAUCUUCUGCCAUCCAGCUGACGGCAGGCAGUAGAAAUAUACACUACGUAUCCAAUGUCCUUGUGGACCGGGGUUGUUACUUCAAUGAGUGGGUUUUCGGUGAGCGUUUUUUGAGACCAAGCCAUCGAUCUGUUGAGUGUUGAAAUUUUAGUCAGGAUAAGUUUUCAUUCUCUCAGGCCUACUCACACUAUCUGAACACGAUGGAAACCCAGAACCAACAGGCCCAACCGCGACAAGUUUUACACGUGCGAAGUGAUUCAGAUGCAGAGUUGGAGGAUUUAUUUAAAAGUGUUAUGAACCCCCGGGAAACCAGUCAGAGCAGCUCUAUCCCCAUGCGGAUGAGAAAUUUACCGUCGUCUUUUUUCAAAGAACCAGACCGUGUUCACGCACAUCACUCUCGGGAGUCCAGUGCGGACAGCACGAACUACGGGCCAAGUGCAAAUGGCAGUAAUGUCAGUGGUAGCGGACAGACACUGGCAGCUCCUGGGCUUACCGUCGCCCACUCCCGGGCGCAUUCAUCGCCGGCCGCCUUGCAGGAAAUGCAUGCCGUUGGAGCACAAAGUUUGCAGCAUCAGCAUCUGAGACAACAAAGUUACGAUAUAACAGAUGACAAUACACCACUUCCACCAGGUUGGGAGAUGGCAUCAACAAGUACUGGUCAAAGAUAUUAUCUCGAUGACAAGGGAAGAUUUUUACUGUCAACCCCAAAGCCAGAUAACAAUCACAACAGACAUACCACUACAUGGCAGGACCCACGGAAGACACUGAGCACUUCCCAGCUCAACAAGGUGAAUUCUGUCGCCCCAAACCCACCACCGACAUUGACUGCACAGAUCAACACCAUGACACCACCACCACCUACUGGUAGUCAGCAACCAUUGCCUGCUAUGCAGGACUUGGGACCUCUACCACCUAACUGGGAACAGGCAACCACUCCUGAAGGGGAGGUAUAUUUCAUCAACCACCUGGAGAGGACCACAACUUGGCUGGACCCAAGAAUUGCUAUGCGAGCUCCAGGAACAGUACAGGCAGCUGCAGCAGCCCUGCAGAAUACACAGCAAACAGCACAGCAACCAGCUCAGCAAACUAUGGCUAUAUCACCUACUCCAGCACAGCAGGCAAGCAAGGUUCCUGGGCCUGAUAUAUCACUACAGCAGCGGCAGCAGCAGCUGCGGUUGCAGCGUCUGCAGAUGGAAAGAGAAUGUCUUCAACGACGACAGCAGGAAAUACUGCAGCAGAUGGCCGCAAGUGGAAAAAACAGAUCUCUGCCUAGAAAUUUUUGGCCACAAGAGGGCAGUGCUCAUAUGAAGGGGGGCCAGGGCAGUGUGCCCAAGGAGAUGCAACUGCGGCGUGACUUGGACCCAGCUACUGUGAGUAAUGGCAGUGAUGGUAAUGCUGUCAGUACUACAGGCCUAGAUCCUUUCCUCAGCAGUGGUAAUACCUCUAACUUCCACAGCCGAGAGGAGAGCGGUGAUAGUGGGUGUGGUAUGAGUAACUACAGUCAUCCUAGAACCCCUGAUGAUUUGCUGAGUAAUGUGGAAGACAUGGAGGCUAUUGAAGGUGAACGUAAGACACCCAUACCUGCCCCCCUGACGCCACGCCAACACAUGGACUUUCUAGAUUCCAUGCCAGGUACCAACAUUGACAUGGGACCAAUGGAAGGGAACGGAGACAACAGUAACCAAGGCAACAUGGACAGUGACGAGUUGGUGCCCAGUCUGCAUGAAGCUCUCAACACAGACAUCUUGAAUGACGUGCUGUCAUCACCAAACAGAAUUGAAAACUUCCUAACCUGGCUGUAGAGGCUGGAGCAUCUAUCUACAGUAACUGGCUUGUCCUCAGGCCUUGGACAUGCUGUAACUGAUUGACCUAUCUGAUUGAUGCUUUCCUACAUGUAUUUGCAAAUGUGGCCAUUGCUUGUGUUAUCAUUUCCUGAAUGAUUACUUCUAGUUCUGACUAUAACUGUUAACCUAAUGUCACAAGAACAUCAGUUGCAAAGCCAACUUGCCAGUGCCUAAUACGAUAAGUUGUUGGUACUGAUGACUUGAUGUGAUGGCAUCAUUUGCAUAAUUUACUCACGUACAGACCUCCUGUACAUGAAUAGCAUUUGGUAUUACAAGCAUACCUGUAUCAUCAGACUUACCUGAUUUUUCAUGUUACAUGCACCAAGCCAGUCAUGUGCUAUUUGGACUUAGAACAGUCAAGAACCUUGGAAGAGAAAUCUUCACAUGCAGUCUUAUUCUCAUGCUUAACUUUGUAUGGGAGAAAAUACAUGUAUCUGCAGUGGGAGUGGGCUCUUUGAUGUACUGUACUAUCUUGGGGUUCACAGAAUAAGACCAAAGUGAUUGUAGCAUGGGAAAUAUAGAUGCCGCUUCUCCCUAAAAUAAACAUGCACCUGACUCUAGAGCCAUUGUCAGGGGCUAACAUUGAGAUGGAUUUUUGUUCAGUGUCCAAUAAGCCCUAGAAACUGUUAUAAGAGCUAUCAAGUUUUUAGUGAACCUGCUUUGGCUGAAUUUUAAGCGUGAAAUAUGAAGCAGGUGUAUCGUAAGGAUUAUGACCAAAAUUCUUACACGUUGACCUUGCUGUCACAUUCAUGCUGGUUGAGCAUUUUUCUUCCAGCACUUUGAAUGUUUGUGUCGAAGAAUACCUGCCAUGUUAACAUGUUAACAAAAAGUGUGCAUUACAUUCAAUUUAUCUGAGUAGUAUUGACUACCAGACGUGCACAGUGUAGAUGAGGAGUUUUUUUAUCUAGCAGCACGAUGGAAUCAAAGACACUCUUAUCUCUGAUAUGCAUGUGUGCUGUUCAUUGGUUAACAUUCAGGAGUUACAUCAACACAACAUGGAAGUGAUUGGGAAUCAGUGUGAAGUACCAGUACAUAUACAUCACUGGACAUUAGGAAGCAUCCAACAUCUGCAUUGAGAGUGAUGCUUGGUACUGCCACUACUGAAGGCAACAUUGUCCUUAUGGAAUGUGUGCAUAGUCCACAUUCAUUUUUUCUGUGAUGUACAUUAUGUAUAUUGAUCAUGGGAAAAGGUAUUGAGUGUAAGUUGUUUCCCUGAAUUAGAAAAAAGACACUGACGAACAGUGCACUCUGGAAUUUAUGCAAUUGCUUCAGUGGCUUUUCUUGGAACUUUCUGGGGCAAAUAAGCAUAUUUAUUUUGAUAAAGUAAUUCAUGACAGUAAAUGUAAGAUCAAAGUACAGAUUUUAAAAAAGUAAACCUUAUUCAUGUUUGUUAUCAUAAAUUAAGUAGGUAAUAUAAAUAUGAAAUGAAGGAUACUAUCGUCAUGAUGUGACAGUCUACUUGAUUGGGCAUACAUGUAAUUCUGCUCUUCCCAGUCUUUGGAAUAAGUAAUUUUACAUUAUAUGUGCUUCUAUGAAAAGCAAGCAAUUUGUUUACAACUUGUGCCUUACACAUACAUUUAUGUACAUGUACAUAACCAGACCGGGCAACUUCUGCUGUUCUGGUCUCAGAGCGUAACACUUUGCUUUGUAAUGCCAAAUGAAAACCAGCGGGUAUGCAAUGUGUCUUAUAAGCUGGUGCUGGGUAGUCACUGUUUCAUGCAAAUUGCCCACAAGUAUCCAAGGAUCCACGUACUUAGAUGCACUGGCAUGGCAUACUGAGAUACUGGAGUCUUCAGUACAUCUGCAAAUUGUAUGACAGUCCAGUCUCUUCUGGCAGUUGACCAGGAGUCAAGCUUGUACUUUUGGGACAAGCCUGUUCAAUGCAUGGCUAUGCUAGCAUUUCUGCACAUGAUUAGAGUUCACUCAAAUUGACUUGGUAUAACACACACAAAUAUUACUCUUUAUAUUUAUCUACUUUUACCACAAAUGUUUUGUUGAAACAAAUAUUUAUCAAAAGGUAUUUUUUGUGUUAAAAAUAAUUACUUGUUCACAGUUGAUUUGACAGUUAUUCAGAUUAAAAGUACUAGAACUGUGCCUUCCAAUUCAUGGCUAUUCAGAAAGCCUUGGUACCUCAGAUAUGUUUAUAUUCAAGCUUUUUUAAAGAAAGACUUUGUACUCUUACAUGUACGUAAUUCAUCUUCCUUUAAUAAAAAGAUAUCUUUAAAAACAUUUGUUGGAAGUGUACAAAAUGCCUUUGUGAUUUUGAGGACUACAGAUGUGGUUUUGUUGAAGAUACUGGUGGUCGAUAUGAAGAGAAAGGAAAAACUAAAAAGACAAGUCAAAAUAGACCAAAUACUGUUGUAAGAAAUUGUAUGGACAGUAAUGAAUUACUGAAUUGUGAUCAUAUUGACAUUUAACUUGUGUGUUGCAACAAUUCUAAAGUCUAGUUCUGGAAUUGUUAUGCCGUGCUUUAUAUUUUUAACAUUUUAAUUUUUUUUUUAUUUACCUGACCAUUUAAAGUAUUGAAUAUUCUUGUAAAUAUCUAAUGUCUUGUUCAUUAAACUUUGAUAUGCCUCAUAACUUACUUGUAUAAUUACUUUUCUAGAGAUGUGUUUGAUAGAAUAGUGGAUAUGCAGUUGGAUUUAUAUAUGUAGGAUAUACAGUAGUUGGAGGUCAAGGAAAUAUAUAUUUGUAUCAUUGGCGUAGAUUGCCACUUGGUCAUUGGAAUGAAGUGUAGUUACAUGUAUAGCCAUAGACCAUGUAAGAAAACUCUAUGUACGAAAUGCCAGUCAGACUUGAGAGACAGACUAUCAUUGUGCUGUAUAUAGAAUUCCUAGAAUGAGUAAAUGUUGUCCACGGGACUGCUUAUCGUA